CAGCAACUGACUGACUGAAGUUGAGAAAGCCCCGUGUACUGUGCGUUACUGGGGGAUUUCAGUGGGUGUAGGUGUGGGUAAAAAUGUUACCCUUAUCAAUUAAAGAUGACGAAUAUAAGCCUACAAAAUUCAACCUCGUCGCCAAGAUUUCAGGAUGGUUUCGAUCAAUUCUCGCGGACAAAACCUCUCGGAACCUGUUCUUCUUCCUCUGUCUGAACCUGUCAUUUGCCUUUGUGGAGCUACUCUACGGCAUCUGGAGUAACAGUUUGGGCCUCAUCUCCGACUCCUUCCACAUGUUCUUUGACUGCACGGCUCUCCUGGCCGGCCUAGCAGCUUCAGUCAUCUCACGGUGGAGAGCCAACGACUCCUUCUCUUACGGGUACGUGAGAGCAGAGGUGCUGGCCGGGUUUGUCAACGGCCUCUUUCUCAUCUUCACCGCAUUCUUCAUCUUCUCUGAGGGAGUUGAGCGUGCUCUGGAGCCGCCUGAUGUCCAUCACGAUCGGCUGCUCCCCGUCUCCAUCGCCGGGCUGCUGGUCAACCUGGUGGGCAUCUUCGUGUUCCAGCACGGGGGGCAUGGCCACUCACAUGGCGGAGAGGGUCACGGCCAUAGCCACUCCCUCUUCAACGGCAGCGCAGGCCACGCCCACAGCCAUGGUGGCCAAGGGCAUGGGCACAGCCACGGCGGGCAUGGGCACAGCCACGGGGGUCAUGGGCACGACCACGGGCACGACCAUGGGCACGACCACGGGCAUGGAGGCCACGGGCACUCCCACGAGGAGCCCUGUCAUGACGACCACAGUCUGGACACUGGCAAGGUCUCCAGCAAACAGAUCCUGGAUGGAGUCUUUUUACAUAUUGUGGCGGACACUCUGGGAAGUAUUGGAGUGAUCAUCUCGGCGCUCCUAAUGCAAAAGUACGACCUGAUGAUCGCAGAUCCCAUCUGCUCCAUGCUCAUCUCCAUACUCAUCGGAGUCAGUGUGGUGCCUCUGCUGAGGGACUGCAUCGGGAUUCUCAUGCAGCGCACCCCCCCCUCCCUGGACCACGUGCUGCCAGAGUGCUACCAGCGGGUGCAGCAGCUGCAGGGUGUGUAUAAUCUGCAGGAGCCCCAUUUCUGGACGCUGUGUACGGACGUCUACAUCGGAACCCUCAAGUUGCUAGUGGCACCCGACGCCGACGCAAGAUGGAUCCUGAGCCAGACACACAACAUCUUCACACAGGCUGGCGUGAGACAGCUCUACGUUCAGAUUGACGUCGCAGCCAUGUAGAGGAAACAUGAAGGUCGCGUGUGUGUGUGUGUGUGUUCGCUCCCUGCUGGGAGUGAAGGGACCAAAGCCCCGCUGCUCUGUGGGGGGGGGGGGGGGGUGUGGGACAGGGGCGCACUCAACCCCCCUCCCCCCCAAUCUGGCCUUUCUCUUGUGGCCCCCCCAGGACCACGGCCCUGUGCCCCCUGCCAACGCCGAAUGGACCUCUCGGUCUCAUCCACCCCCAACCCCCCCACUUGACAGUGGGAUUUCCUCCUGUUUUUCUUAUUUUUAGUCUGAUUUUGUAGUUGUACCAAUGGAGUGUUUAUUUGAUCUGUGUGUAAUCAAAGUGUGUGUGUGUGUGUCAGGCAGGACAGUAUGAAGUGUGUUUUCUGCCCUAAGUUGCAUCAGGGUGGAAUGUGUGUGUGUGUGUGUGUGUGUGUGUGUGUGUGUGUGUGUGUGUGUGUGUGUGUGUGUGUGUGUGUGUGUGUGUGUGUGUGUGUGUGUGUGUGUGUGUGUGUGAGAGAGAGAGAGAGAGAGAGUGUGGCUCCUCUGCAGACAGGAGCCAGUCUUUGACUCUGGGGCUCUUAAGUGCCUUGAUUCCAAUUACAUUAUGGACAAUCUGUAUAAUGACAUUGUUUCCUCCUGUGAGAUGACAUCACUUCCUCCCAUCCCAUGACGUGGGCAUGUGUGUGUUUUGUGUUGAGGACUUUCAGUCGACUCCAGCUGAGAUCGCAGCCUGUGGACACUGGACCUCGACAUUCAAAUAUCCUGUCUCAUCAUGUUCUUUUGACACCAGCCUCAUUGACCUGUGUGUGUGUGAGAGUGUGAGAGAGAGUGUGUGUGAGUGUGUGUGUGUGUGUGUGUGAGAGAGAGAGAGAAGUGAUUCAGUGAGAUGAAGUAAAGUCAUAAUUUCUUUACCCA
Alosa alosa (allis shad) is the source of this 2165-nucleotide messenger RNA. RefSeq names its product solute carrier family 30 member 7 (gene slc30a7). Bases 84 to 1265 code for a protein of 393 amino acids. Gene Ontology annotation, cellular component: membrane; Golgi apparatus. The record is from RefSeq and is a predicted model, not a curated record. NCBI's taxonomy places the organism in Eukaryota, Metazoa, Chordata, Actinopteri, Clupeiformes, Clupeidae. Gene Ontology annotation, molecular function: zinc ion transmembrane transporter activity. Gene Ontology annotation, biological process: zinc ion transport; transmembrane transport; intracellular zinc ion homeostasis. The transcript is spliced from 11 exons.